AUGAUCAGUCCAACAACGGUUGAAAGAGAAAUUCGGUUUCUGCUUCCUGUGCUUUGGAUCUAUUUCAAACAGCAAGUAAAGUGGCCAACUGCAGAGCAAUGGCUGGAAAUGGCUAAUCAUUGGAAUAUGUUUCCAGGCGCAGUGACUGUCAUUGAUGGAACUCGACAUAGGAUACAAAGACCGCAGACUGAACCUUGGCAGUUAUUUUACAGUGGCCAUUGCAGAUAUCACAACUUUUCAACCCAAAUAAUAAUGGAUAACCACGGCAAUAUCGUAUUCAUUCAGUCGGGAUUCUUGGGGCAUAACAACGAUAGCGGGCAGUUUCAAUUAAUGGCUAACAUAGGAACUGAUGAAGAACUCCAUCUACCCCCGGGUCUAUAUAUUUUAGCGGAUAAAGGAUAUCCCAGUAUUUACCCCCUUGUUACUUAUUGGAGAAAUGUAGCUGGUGACCUCACAAGACAAUUGUUCAACCGAGAGUUGACAAAAGUUAGAACUUGCGUGGAACAUUGCAUCAGGAGAGUUAAAGAGUACGGAGCUGUUGAUCACCUGUGGCAUCAUGAAAGAUGGAUGUUCCCCGUGGUGAGUGAACUUUGUGCAUUUUUGGCUGAAAGGCACAUUGAACUUUCGCAAGUCCUUUAA
This is a messenger RNA of Paramuricea clavata, 639 nucleotides long. The record is from the annotation of a GenBank genome assembly. Lineage: Eukaryota; Metazoa; Cnidaria; Anthozoa; Malacalcyonacea; Plexauridae.